Lepus europaeus (European hare) is the source of this 600-nucleotide messenger RNA. Its product is annotated as glycine receptor subunit alpha-2-like. Gene Ontology annotation, biological process: chloride transmembrane transport; chemical synaptic transmission; nervous system process. Gene Ontology annotation, molecular function: chloride channel activity; glycine binding; transmembrane signaling receptor activity. Gene Ontology annotation, cellular component: plasma membrane; neuron projection; synapse. Bases 1 to 600 code for a protein of 199 amino acids. Lineage: Eukaryota; Metazoa; Chordata; Mammalia; Lagomorpha; Leporidae. The transcript has 5 exons. The record is from RefSeq and is a predicted model, not a curated record.
AUGAACCGGCAGCUACUGCACAUUGUGACAGCCUUGUUUGCAUUUUUCUUAGAAACAAAUCGCUUCAGGACGGCUUUCUGCAAAGACCAUGACUCCAGGUCCGGAAAACCGCCUUCGCAGACUCUGUCUCCCUCGGAUUUCUUGGACAAAUUGAUGGGAAGGACAUCGGGAUAUGAUGCAAGAAUCCGGCCAAAUUUCAAAGGUCCUCCAGUAAACGUUACUUGCAAUAUUUUUAUCAACAGUUUCGGAUCAGUCACGGAAACCACCAUGGACUAUCGAGUGAACAUCUUUUUGAGACAACAAUGGAAUGACUCACGGCUGGCGUACAGUGAGUACCCGGACGACUCCCUGGACUUGGACCCAUCUAUGCUAGACUCCAUCUGGAAACCAGAUCUGUUCUUUGCCAAUGAGAAGGGGGCCAACUUCCACGAUGUCACCACCGACAACAAAUUGCUACGGAUUUCAAAAAACGGCAAAGUGCUGUACAGUAUCAGACUCACCUUGACGUUAUCCUGCCCCAUGGACUUGAAGAACUUUCCAAUGGACGUGCAGACGUGUACAAUGCAGCUGGAGAGUUGUAAGUCACCGCUGUCUAAAUGA